Molecule: messenger RNA, 516 nt
Organism: Bacillus rossius redtenbacheri
Lineage: Eukaryota; Metazoa; Arthropoda; Insecta; Phasmatodea; Bacillidae
Gene: rtp
Product: MORN repeat-containing protein 4 homolog
Exons: 4
Coding region: 25-516 (163 amino acids)
Biological process (GO): response to axon injury
Cellular component (GO): cell projection
Source: RefSeq, a predicted model, not a curated record
GCCGUGGCGCGAGGAAUUGUCGCCAUGGAGAACAGCGCGUGCCCCGAGCCGUGGAGCGUGAUGCCCGGCGUGGUGAAGACGGGCGCGCACCGCUACGAGGACGGCUCGCGCUACGUGGGCGACUGGAACCCGCGCGGCCAGAAGCACGGCAUGGGCCACCUCGCGCUGCCCGACGGCACGCGCUACGACGGCGGCUUCCACAACGGCCUGUGCUCGGGCCUCGGCGUCAUGUGCUUCCCCGACGGCGCCAAGUACGAAGGCGAGUUCAUGCAGGGCUGGUUCCACGGCCACGGGGUCUUCUGGCGCGCUGACGGCAUGAAGUUCGAGGGCGAGUUCAGAGGCGGCCGCAUCUGGGGAAACGGGCUGGUGACGUUCAGCGACGGCAGCCACGGCUUCCCGAGGAACGAGGGCUUCUUCCAGGACUGCCGGCUGGUGCGCAAGAGACGCUGCCUGGACGUGGUGCAGCGCGCGCAGAAGGUGGCGCUCAUGGCGCAGGCGCAGUGCGACAGGGCUUGA